Molecule: messenger RNA, 5002 nt
Organism: Agrilus planipennis (emerald ash borer)
Lineage: Eukaryota; Metazoa; Arthropoda; Insecta; Coleoptera; Buprestidae
Product: ankyrin repeat and IBR domain-containing protein 1-like
Exons: 14
Coding region: 352-4386 (1344 amino acids)
Biological process (GO): ubiquitin-dependent protein catabolic process; protein polyubiquitination; positive regulation of proteasomal ubiquitin-dependent protein catabolic process
Cellular component (GO): ubiquitin ligase complex; cytoplasm
Molecular function (GO): ubiquitin protein ligase activity; zinc ion binding; ubiquitin conjugating enzyme binding
Source: RefSeq, a predicted model, not a curated record
CCCGAGUUACGCAAGAACCUGGACCCAAAUCUGAGUUACGGAGAGAAUCACAACCACAAUACUGCCCUUCACUAUGCUGCCAAACACGUUUUUGGAUAGUCGGUAAAUGUUUUUUGACAAUAAAAUGUGUAACAUUACUUAAUCUACCAUCAGCUAGAAAACAUCCAUCCAAUCGUUUUCUGAACGAACCCUUUCAAAAACAGAAGAAUCGUUUCUUAUUGAAUUACUUACACCUUGCAAUUAUCUGAUUUCCCGAAUCUUCCACAUUCCACUGUAAACUAUUGACUUAUAUGACCCAAUAGAUAAUAAUAAUCAAACGGAUUUAGUCGAGGCAUCGGACAAACCAUAGGGAUGAAGCACUUGCUAAGAACGUUCUUGAAUGAUUUGGGAGGUAAUCCGAAUAAGAAAAACGGCCUGAACGAGACUGUUUUACACUGUGCUUGUCAGCUUAACCAGACAAAAAGCUUUAGUGCACAAGAACGACGGGCCGCCUGUGUUCAACUCUUACUUUAUUGGAAGGGUGUGCCUCUCAAGGAAGGCGGAAGAGAAAAAGUAGAUUUGUCAGCUCAAGAUAAGGAAGGCAACACAACACUCCACUGGGCAGCCUUUAACGGCCUUAAAAAGUGUGUGGAGCUACUGCUAGCCCACGGAGCGCCAUUGUUCAUUGAAAAUAACGACAAAAUGACACCCUGCGACUUGGCAAUGAAAGCAUCUCAUCACGACGUCGCACGCCUACUCGAAAGCAGAAUGGUUUUCGCCGACAAUUCGGACGUCAUUAAUGAAGAUGAACUUAUGGUGGGCCAAGAAGAGGUUUACAGCGGCUUGAGAAGCCAGGACCUUCAAGAGGCUAAAGAUCAACUCCUGGUUGAUACCUCAGACAUGUUAAAAAUACCACUAUUCACAGCUGAAGCUCUAUUAAGGAACAACGAAUGGUCUCGAGAACUGCUUUUGGAAAAGUGGAUGAAAGAUCCGAUGGAAUGCUGUCGGGACGCCGGGGUGCAAGCGCCAUCUACAAUCCUGCACCAGGGAAACCCUUGGGAUUCUUCUAACUGCACAUCUCCGACAUUCAGUGAAGACAGCAACAAAUCUGAGAGGAUGUGCGAAAUCUGCGUAUCACCCAUAUCAGAAAAAGACAAGACGAUCGCCAUGUCAUGCAAGCACAACUUCUGUAGGUCGUGUUGGGGUAGUUAUUUAACUAUAAAAAUUCAGAGUGGGGACGCUCACCACAUAAUGUGUCCUGCCUACCAAUGUCACAUCCUGGUACCGGUUGAAACGAUCGAAAAACUGGUAAGCCCAGAAAUGGCGAGGAGGUAUCUUCAGUUUGACAUAAAGGCUUUUGUAGAGAGCAACAAAAGUAUUAAAUGGUGUCCGGUUGCUGGUUGCGGAAGAGCUGUUAGACUACCGGAAACGGAACAAAACAGAACAAAGACCGGAAACAAAUCAAUUCCUAUAACUUCACAUGCUGUCGACUGCGGCAAUUCUCACUUUUUCUGUUGGGAAUGCUUAGGGGAGGCUCAUGCGCCCUGCGGCUGUAACCAGUGGCAGGAGUGGCAAAAGAAAAUAGCUGAGAUCAAACCAGAGGAACUGAAAGCUUCCUGUAAUGAGAGCGAAGAUGCAGCCAAUUGUCUCUGGUUGGUCACCAAUUCGAAGCCGUGUCCAAACUGCAAGAGCCCCAUUCAGAAAAACGAAGGAUGCAACCACAUGAAAUGUUCAAAGUGCAAAUUCGAUUUCUGCUGGGUGUGUCAGGAAUCAUGGAAGAAACACAGUUCCGCGACCGGUGGUUACUUCCGAUGCAAUCGUUUUGAAGCUGUGACGAAAGCUGACGAAAAGCAGGGUACACUGAUUUCCGAAGCUUUGGACAGGAACAAUCAAAUGCAAGAGAUAUCACGAUUUCUCCAUUAUUACACCAGGUUUCGUAAUCACGAAAACAGCCAAAAGAUGGAAGAACCGCUUCUUACAACGGCCAAUCAAAAGAUGGAAAUAUUAGCCAACAGUCUUGGAUUGAAGUUCAAUCAAGACAAUGGAGUAAAGGGAACCCGAUUUUUUGAGGAUGGAGUUAGAGAGUUACUCAAAGCCAGGAGAGUUUUGUGCGGAUCCUACGUCUAUGGUUAUUACCUACAAGACGAUGGGUGCAAUAAAAGUAUCUUCGAGUUUAUGCAAAACGAAUUGGAAGAGGUAGCAGAGAAGCUGAGUGAAAUGAUUGCCCGACCUUAUUUGCGAACCCCGAAAUCUGUGAUAAUUCAAACGACGGCCUUGGCCCGCAGAAAGCGCCACGAAUUCGUAAGGGCUGUUGCACAAGGUCUUGUCCCACCCGAAACACCUCCAUCGCAACGGAAAGUGAAGAAAGCCAAAUACCACAAUAUAGAUUACUCUCCUGGAACCCCGUGGAAAAAGAACUGCAACUGGACCAGCUUCGGAUCAGAAGAAGACUUGCAAAAUCUAGAGACCAGCAUCCAAGAAAUCGACCUUCAAGCCCCAGAUCACCAAUGCGGAUUAAGAUGCAACAGAUACAACUGUUCAAAAAUCGGUUCAGACUACAAUGUGGAACUAGUAAUAGCAUUGGAGAUGUCCAGGCUCCAGAUGAUCGAAGAUAGACUUAAACAAGCGAAUACGGCAGUCACCCCAGACCCUAGUUCCAGCAUAUCGAACAACAGCAGCGAAAGUAACGAUGACCAACUGAAACUGGCCAUCCAACUUAGUUUACAGGACUCCUCCGGUUCGUUCAACAACCUCUCGGAGGAAGAAACUUCAAAAAGUGGUAGACGGUAUUUCUCCAAGUCCAACGCCGAUAUUACAGUGGACUAUUUUCUAAAGACUCUCGCCAAUCACCAAAUCGACCUAAAAAAUCUCGAAGUUGAUUUUAACAUGCUCCGGAACGAUGCUGAGAAAAUGAAGAACGAAAGAGAAUUUCUCUUCAAGCCAUGCAACAGCGGAAACGAAGACGGUCGCUUCCAAAUCUCGGACAUCCACGAAAACGGUUUCACCUUCGCCGACGACGACGAAGAUUUCGAUGACAACGAUAUCAGACUGAAAAGAUCCCACUCAACAGGCGACCUUUGUAUAAGAAGAUCCGGAAGGAGGACCAGGACGCGAGUCCCAGGGGAUGAAUCCAGGUACCAUUUAGACUCCGACCACAGCAGUCAGCACGACGAAAGACCAGAAGAAAUAGUCCGGAAAACUUUGACACUUCCUUCGAGUUCUUUACGUCAAAACCAGCAUCUUCUACCUCAUCAGGAAGAGAGAUUGUACGAAGGUCAAAGUUCAGUAGAUGACACCACUUCUGAUUCCAUGAACGCUGACAUGGAAGUUUGCGAAAUUAUGGAAAACGUCACCGACGAAGAUUUAGACAAAUCAAUUGACGAAGACGUUUCUUCAUGCGUCGAGAAGGAACACCAACAAGCGAAAAAGACUGAGCGCAUAUCACAAAUCUCCGACAUCAGAUUCCAUAACCCCUUCGCAUCCCUUAAAGCAAAGCUGUGUUCGGCUCACCUUCCAAAAACUUACUGCCUUACUAAACUUGCAGUCAAUAAAAGCAUUGGUUUACUACAGGAAACCGACAACACGACCAAAUCGAAAUCGAAGACCAAAAGUGAAAAACUUGCAUCUGCAAAACACGCUCACGUAACCAUUAGCAAAUCCGAUACCAAUCCCUCCACCUCGACAAAAAAUAACCCCGAAACAGCGGCCAACUACAAAACCAAAUUUUCUAAAUCGACCAGUUUCCUACACGAAACGCACAACGGCUGUGGUAAGAAGAUUUCGUUAAGCAAUCUAAAACUGAAAAUGCCCAAACCAGAAAAGCGCUCUUUAGAAACGGAUAGUUCAAAUGAAUACGAGUCAGAAACCGGUAUACCACGAUCUCCAACCCUUUUCAUCUCGGGUGUUUCAAUUUCCCGCACACCUGAACCAAAAAGCCCAAGAUUAAGCAUGGUAUCGACGAUUCAACAAUCCAGGUCUUCGAGCAUUUCAGCACCCCUGUCAUCCAACACCCUCAACACUUCAAAUAACAGUCUAAACAAUUUCAAUACCGACACUUCUAAUUCCUUCCGUGACGUGUCUCAUAAUGCCACCCCUCCCACCAGCCAACAUUGCAGCCCCAAAACCAAUGCUAAACAUUCUGGUACCGCUAAUAAAGAAAACACGAAAUCGAAAAGUGCUAGUGAACCUGAAAGAGAAAGGGAAGUUUUCAAGUUUCCCAAAUCGUCUACCGACGGGGCGCUCAGUUCGGUCCUGCACGUACAGGAAUCAAAUCUUAGUUCUGACGAUUUUCACGAAGCACUUUUUCUAUUUGAACGAUCGCCCAAGACUAGGGACUCAAGAAGGAAAAAGAGAUCGAAGAAAAAGGAUAAAGAGGAAAGAAGAGAGGAAGCCAGUUCGGCCUUGUGAACCAAAAGACUGUAUUUCUUGAAGUAGCUCGUAGAUUUUGUAAUAAGAUUGCAUAUUGUGAUAUAACUACUUAAUUGGUAUAUUAUUAUUGAUUAUUAUUAAAUAUUAAAAAUCGUGUGUUAUAAAGAACACAUCGUCGUGGAUAUGUGCAAAAGAUAUCGGCAAAUGGGUUGCCUUUGAUACUAUUUAUUUUACUUUUAAAUUCAAAAGUAAAUGAGAAUAAAACAUAAACUUUUCAGGUAAAUGUAUACUUUUAUCCAACAAAAUUUAGAGACUGAACUGACCUGUAACACACUGUACAAUAACUGUUAAUAUUAAUAGUUAAAACUUGAUUAGAUACCCUGACUUGACAUUGGUCAACUUCAAUCUCACAAGCAACAGAUAAAAGUCAAUUUCUUCAGACGGCUUUAGUAAAAAAUUGUUACGACAUGUGUCCUUUAUAACAGACAAAGACGGUUUAGGAAUUUAAAAAAAUUAAGAAUGAAAGCAUGUACCUAAGUGUAUAAAAGUGUUCACUCGAGUUUAAGGUCAUAUUUAGACUUGAGAACUUUUGUAAUUUGUUAUUUCAUUAAUUUAAAUUAAUAAUGUCAUUAAAAAUAUAACUUAGUAAAAAUGA